Hippocampus comes (tiger tail seahorse) is the source of this 2535-nucleotide messenger RNA. RefSeq names its product proteinase-activated receptor 3-like. Gene Ontology annotation, cellular component: plasma membrane. Lineage: Eukaryota; Metazoa; Chordata; Actinopteri; Syngnathiformes; Syngnathidae. The record is from RefSeq and is a predicted model, not a curated record. The coding region runs from base 461 to 1588 and encodes 375 amino acids. The transcript has 2 exons. Gene Ontology annotation, biological process: positive regulation of Rho protein signal transduction; blood coagulation; phospholipase C-activating G protein-coupled receptor signaling pathway. Gene Ontology annotation, molecular function: thrombin-activated receptor activity.
AUAUGUGGUUUCUGUAAUUGUGACUUGAUAAUGGUGUUAUUAAGAGGUAAGUAGUCACAGAAGGCCAAAUGGGGCCUGCAAUUUGGAAAAGCGAAACAGAAAUGACACAGGGUCCGGAAGUGGAGCCGCUCGUGUUGAGACAAGUUUAUCGUUUCCCGGCAGAUGUUUCCUCUGCAUGUAGUUAGUUAUGACUGCACGAUAAGGGAUCAUAUUUCGAAGCCAAAUUGGAGAUAUGAGCGAUGAAGUCCGCAUUAGGAAAAAAAUAAAACAAAGUUAUGUCAUCGUUGGGCUGUCGACUUUGAACAUUGCAAAGCACGUAAUGCAGUAAGGAUCAGAAACAUCCCGGGUAAGAAUCUCACAGAGGCCAACCCACAUGGAAGUUCCCCCCUCCCCCUUCAUGGUGAGGUAAAAGAGUAACAGAGUGUGUUGAGCUGCAUGCAGGUCAAAGGUGCACAUAAACAUGGGGAAAUAUUUAUUUUUGCUGGUUCUGGUGCUCUGUCUCAACGGAACGCUUCAGAAGAAAGGUAAAAAGAAGUUAAACCAUCGAAUGCAGAAGAACACGACCCAAGUUGCGUUUCCCAGAACCUUCAAAGGACAACCGCUGGCACAGACCCGCUUCUUCUCUUCGAACAGGACACACCUUCCCGCCGCCUCACCUCCCAGACUCCGGUUGCUAAGCAACAGCACCGCUGGGUACCUGAUUGGCCCGCUGAGCACCAAAGUCCUCCCCAUGACCUACAUGCUGGUCGUGGCCGUGGGGGUCCCAGCCAACGUGGCCAUCCUGAGCGCGCUGGCCACCAAGGUGCGCGUGGUGUCGUCGGCCAUCCUCUACAGCAGCCUGGCGGUCUCUGACCUCCUCCUGCUGGUCUCGCUCUUCUUCAAGGCCCACUACCAUCUCCAUGGCAACCACUGGGUGCUGGGAGAGGCCGCCUGCCGGGUGGUCACGGCUUGUUUCUAUGGCAACCUCUACUGCUCGGCGCACACGCUGGCCUGCAUCAGCAUCCAGCGCUACCUGGCCGUGGUCCACCCCUUUACUUACAAGCGUCUCCCUAAGCGCUGCUACACCACCUGGACUGCUGUGGCCGUCUGGGGGGUUUUCGCCGCCGCCGUCACACCCCAGCUGCUGGUGCGGCAGAGCUUUCGUAUCCACGAGCUGGGCCGCACCACCUGCCACGACGUGCUGCCGCUGGACCUCGGCUCGCACAUCUUCCUGCUACACUACAACCUCUUCCUGACGCUGGUGGGACUCUUGGGCCCGCUGGUGGUGACGGUCCUGUGCUACGGUCGGAUCAUGUGCGAGCUGCAGCGGUCGCAUCUGGACUGGGCCGCUUACAUGAAAGCCAGUUCUUUGGUGUUUGCCAUCUUCCUAGUGUGCUUCACGCCUGCGGGUGUGGUGCACUUCCUCCAUCACGUGCAGCUUUUUGUGGACGGUACGGAGGGUUCCUAUGCGGUCUUCAACGUGGCCGUUUGUCUGUGCUGCGUACACGCCUGUUUGGACCCUUUCCUCUUUCUUCUCAUGUCCAAAUCUGCUGGAUCCAGGUUGUACUACAUCACCUCUCAGCCAAAAAGCCUCAGCAUGUCUUCUUGAGAAAUUUUAUCUAUCAACAACUUUUUAUGGUUUGGUAUUUACUAAUUACAAACAUACCCAAAUUAAAAUCAAAUGUUUUUUUUUUCUUUGGGUCAUUACAAAGGUAGUUUGACAAAAUAAUUACAUAUCUGGAAGCUCCUGACCAUUGUCGCUAUUAUGAUGUAUCGAUAUGUUUUUUUGCAAAUGUUUUUCAACAUUGCUGCUGCUCUUUAACAAUUUCAAGCCCUCCAAACUUGUUUUCUGGUCAUUAUAUCAUCAUCUGAGGGCAUUCUGACAAAUAAUGACAAAUUUGGAUAGUCCUGAUGAUGACCAUUAAUAUGAGGUAUGAGUUGAUAUGGAUUGUUGAGAAGAUAUAUUUUUUUAUCCAUGUGACUUGUUUUUUAAUAGGUUGUUGAUUUGAAUUGUGGCCAGUGGCUACAAAAGUCAUGUCGAGUUUACAUGACAGUUUACACUUUGAACUCAAAUUUGAAAACGGCGAUAUGACUCUGAUUAUGUAUGAGCAGGACCUUCAUACAAAUAAGAUGUAUGCUUUAUGUAGACAAAGAUGUAAUAUGAAUUUAAAAAAAAAAUGUUUACUAUUUUUUUGGACCUACAGUGAAUUUUGCCGGACGAAGUUUUCUCACAUCUUAACAGAGUUUUAUUCUUGUCUGUCAACUAAUACAUAGAAGUGUUUAUUGGACAUGCACAUAUUUUCAGGAUUUUUUUUUUUGUUUUGUUUUAUGGCUGUUAUCUUCUUUGAAAAUUGUCCAAAUGACAGUUUAGCAUAAAUGUACCGCUGAGAAGAAAGAGGCGAGGCAUUGAAGAGGCAUUUCCUGGACUUCCGGUGACGGGAAGCAGUGAGACACGCCUGUAAUCACGCAAUCCCUAAAGAACUGGGAACAAAGUGUGGGCAUGCUAUUCCACUUGUGUAACUUGGCUCUGUUUAAAUAAAGUUAUUUUUAUUCACA